Messenger RNA from Solea senegalensis (Senegalese sole), 8094 nucleotides. Its product is annotated as sickle tail protein homolog. The coding region runs from base 693 to 6986 and encodes 2097 amino acids. NCBI's taxonomy places the organism in Eukaryota, Metazoa, Chordata, Actinopteri, Pleuronectiformes, Soleidae. The record is from RefSeq and is a predicted model, not a curated record. Gene Ontology annotation, cellular component: cytoplasm. The transcript is spliced from 21 exons.
UUUCUGUUGCAGUCUCUAAAUCUUUUCCUCUCUGGUCUCUGCCUGCCGGAGUGCUAGAGCAGUUACCCGCUGAGCAUCAGCAAAGAAGAGCGAGUGAACCGGAGCAAAAGAGAAAAGGGGAAAGAAAGCAACAAGAAGAGGACAGUUACACAGGAAGGAAUUAUUAGGAAUGAGGCUGGAGGAGAAGUUGACAACCGCUUUAUGAGUGUAAGUGGGGGGGGGGGACGGAAUUUAGAAAAAAAAGAGGAGGAGAGAGAGUGAAAGAGAGGCAGAUAGGGGAUUAAAAGGCUGGAAUGCGCUGACUCUGGGGACCCAAGUUUCUGUUUGCAUUUGGCACAGUGAGUCCUGCCACUCCACAGGUUUAUCCACAUAUAUACCAGCACACACACACUCGUCCACUAUUUGCUUUGGAGAAUGAGCGCAGGAGGCCACGCCAGGAGGGGAGAACACCUUUCAAGGAGCUGUUGAACCCACCUCCACCCCCCCACAGCUUCCCAAAAGUGCCCUCCCUCCCACUCUCCCACCCGCUGGCCCUCUCAGCCUACCUGCGCCAGUCACAACACGCUGGAGCCGGAGAGUCAUCGAGUCACUCUCAGUGAGAGCUCUGAAGCCCUGGAUUGCCCAAGGGACGCAGCUGCAGUCACACUGGCUGAGAAAGAGCGAGGAGCCUCACUGAUCCGCUGACCCGCAGGAUGUCCAAAGCCUCCAGGCUGGCUCGACCCCCUUCGGCGGGGGCCGGGUCCAAGCUGCCCUCUUCCAGAAAGGAAUGCCUUGGCACGGGUUGCGCGGCCAGUCGAGUCCAGGUGCUGAGCGUGGGGGAGAAGCUGAUGAGAGCAGGUAGUGAUGGCGUCCUGCACAGACAGAAGUCUCUAACAGUUGCCAUGUCUCCGGACAAAGCACAGAGUGAGAACCGGCCUGAGACUCGGAAGUCCAGCCAAAGUCCAGGUGAGAGGGGGGGAAACAUGGAGACGGUCCCUCCCAAGAGCAGGAUCAGCCCACCUAAAGGCUCGACUCAACAUCCAGGCUCUGUCCACAAACAAAACAAAAGCAACCUGAAGGUAACCUCUCCGGAGGAUGCCGAGCACGUAGGCCGCAGACACGCCUCCCCGAAUGGGACGCCCCCUUCCAGAGGAGACGCGAAAGGCACGCGGACCGUCCCACGGAGACACACGUUAGGGGGAGCCCGCAGCUCCAGAGAGAUCCUGGCAAUGCAGCCACCGGAAAUGGACAAGAAGAGGGAGGCCUUCCUGGAGCAUCUGAAGCAGAAAUACCCACAUCAUGCCUCAGCGAUCAUGGGCCACCAGGAACGGCUGCGGGAGCAGAGCAGAAGCCCAAAGCACGGCCCCAACCCCCAGCCCUGCGUCGGCGACCAGGUUGACCACCUCUCGCUGGCCUCCCUGGAGUCACUGGACACCAUGUCGGAGACCGAUGGACCCUCAGCCUUCACCCGCGGCAGCCGAGUUCGAGCCAGCCUGCCCGUGGUGCGGUCAACCAACCAGACUAAGGACCGCUCUUUAGGUGUGCUGUACCUGCAGUACGGGGACGAGACCAAACAGAUCCGCAUGCCUAAUGAGAUCACCACCGUCGACACAGUCCGAGCCCUGUUUGUUGCUGCCUUCCCGCAGCAGCUCACCAUGAAGAUGCUGGAGUCGCCGAGCGUCGCCGUCUACGUCAAGGACGACAUGAGGAACAUGUACUAUGAGCUGUCUGAUGUCAGGAACAUCACUGACCACUCCUGCCUCAAAGUCUACCACAAAGACCCAGCACAGGCUUUCAGCCAUGGCCCGAGACCUACCAACGGCGAUGCGAGGAUGCACAAUGAUGGACAGCAUCCUCUGAGACAACCACCCAUGGGUCCCCCACCGCACCAUCCAAUGCAGGGUGGGAUCCCCCCAUCUCCACACUCCAUGCCCCCGUCCCCCUCCAGAAUCCCAUUUGGCUCCCGGCCAGGCUCCUUACCAAGCAGCGCCACGAUGCCGAGGGACCGACUGUCCACUGCCAACCCAUCGGUGCGCUCCAACUCACCUUGUCCCAGCGCCAUCCUGGAGAGACGGGAUGUCAAGCCUGAUGAGAACAUGGGAGGUAAGAGCCAUACUCUCUCUAGAGGAAACGAGGGGCUGUAUGCUGAUCCAUACCUACUCCAGGAGGGACGACUGAGCAUGGCAUCUGCUCACGGACCGCACCCCAGCCCUGGGCUGGAUGGUCCAGAACAUGUAAUGGGAGGAUUUCACCGUGCCUCCAUCCGCUCCACAAGCUCGUACGGUGGGCCCAGCCCCACGGACACUGUAGAUCACCCGUCGCUGUACAGGCAGAAGUCCAGAAACAGUCAGCUGCCUACUUUGGGCUCCAAGACUCCUCCACCAUCCCCUCACAGAAUGGCUGACGUACGGAUGAUUGACAUCCACGGAGGGCCUCCUCAUCCUCAUGGCAUUCCACCUCACGGAGUUCCCAUGGAGAGAGGCUCACCAGUGCGCCAGUCCUUCAGGAAGGAGGACGUAGCAGGGACCAAGCCCCGUAACAGCAUGACAUCACCUGUGGUGUCAGACCUCCCAGGUCAUCCCCUGGGGUCUGUUCCGCCUGCUGGUGAACAUCAGACACGACAGCGAAUGAAGGCUAUGGAGCAACAGAUUGCCAGCUUGACUGGUCUUGUUCAGCAUGCACUUUGUAAGGGGCCAAAAAGUAGUGGCACCAAGGAGCCUCCAAGCGAGAGACCGCCGAAGACAUCCUCUCCGGCUCACAGUUCCCAUAGCUCAGGUGGUUCCCCAGUUAUGGCUCCAAAAAGCAGUGCAGCCCCACCAGACAAGGGCUCACUUCCACUGAAACUCAACCUCCUGCAGUUCAGGAAGAACGUUUCUGACCUCAGGGUGCAACUCCAUCAGAUGAGACAGCUGCAGCUCCAGAACCAGGAGGCGCUGCGGGUUCAGCUGAAGCGAACAGAGCAGGAAAUCACUGUCAAACUCGCAGAGGCCAUGCGGCGUCUAGAGGAUCCGGUCCAGAAGCAGAGAGCUUUGGUGGAAGAAGACAGGCACAAGUACUUGGGACUCGAGGAGCGAGUCCUCACACAACUUGGCGACCUGGAGCAGUAUGUCGGCUCUUUGCAGAAGGACUCAGCCGCAACACACAGAGUUGUGACUCUGAAGGAUGUGGAAGAGGGAGCGGUGACUCUGAGGAAGGUGGGAGAAUCUCUGGCGGGGCUCAAAGGAGAGUUCCCAGCCCUCCAGACCAGAAUGCGGGCUGUGCUCAGGGUGGAAGUAGAAGCCGUCAAGUUUUUGAAGGAGGAACCUCACAAACUGGACAGCAUGCUGAAAAGGGUCAAAGGCCUGACUGACACACUCAGCGGUCUCAGAAGACAUGCUACUGAGGGCUCCCAGAAGGCUCCUGAUCUGUCUGCUAAUAUCCCAGUGGAUUACAGCCUAACGGCAGCUGCUUCAGAGGCUCCUGUUGAUGCUCCCUCAGCACCCGUUCAGCCCAGCUCCACCUCAGCCUCACUGGAUCACCAGAGCUCCACCGUCAGGUCAGAGGUGAUGCCCUCCUCCCCGGUGGUCAUCCAUCACGUCCAGAGCUCCCCGGUCCUCAUGCAGCAGUCCCAGCAGUCUGCGGCCUUGAGCCCUACCCAGGGGCCCAGUCCCAACCCAAUCAAGAGUCAUGGCAGGGAGUCUCCCAAAGACACGACCUUGGAACCAACAAGUCCCCUCCGUCAGAAGAAGACACCAGUAAAUAAUGGCAACCAGGAUCUUGUUAUUGAGGAGCUGCAGAUCAAUAAGGACAAAAGCAAAAGCAAAACCAGAGUUAUGUCCAUAGAGGCAGCGGAGAAGGAGUGGGAAGAGAGGAGGCAGAACAUGGGUCAUUACAAUGGAAAAGAGUUUGAGAAGAUCCUCCAGGAGGCCCAGGCCAACAUGAUGAAGGGUAUUCCCAGUCUCGAGGUUGAAGAGAACUCAGUACUGCCACCUGGUGCCAGCUGUGAACAAACCAUCUCCCACAAACUUGUGGAAUCACAUUCAGAAGAGGCUCGGUCUGAACCUGACUCCCUGACAGCCAAAAAGGGGCCUGAGAAACUUCCAAAGCCUCCAUUGGAGAAACCAGCCAAGCCAGUCAUGGAGAGACCUUCCAAGACCUCCAAUAAGCCCACGCCCCUUGACAUUUCUACCAAGCAAGUGUCUGAGAAGUCCAACAAGUCUCCACCACCACCGCCUCCUCCGAGGAAGACCUUCUCUAGCUCCAACUCGGGCAUGACCACCACACGCUCUGGUGAGGUGGUCUACACCAGCAGGAAGGAAUCCAUCUCAGCUCAGGAGGGUGAAGAGGAGGUCCCACCUCCCACUCCCCAAUCCAAGCCUGUCAAGGUUCCACCAGAGACAAAGCCAAAGCCGACAACCCCUCCUCCUGUUACUGCCUCCGUUACUAGAGACGAGGAGGACGAAGGAGACAAGAUCAUGGCAGAACUGCAGGUCUUCCAGAAGUGCACAGUUAAGGAUUUAGGGGUGAAAAAUUUGGUAGAGCCUCCCUCUCGAAUUGAACCACAAAUCAGAGAGCUAAGACCGGGGGCCUUGUUGCCCCUCAAAGAGAAAAAGCAGAGCUCAGAGCCCAGUCGAGAGGACAAAGAUCCAGACACGGAUGAAAACGGGAACACGACUGUGCGACAGAGCCAAGGGGUCAUAUACUAUGUGACUGGCCAAAUCUCCAAAGAUCAUCCACCCCCAUCAGGAACAGAGGAGACCCCCGAGCACCAAGAACCCACGCAGCCUCCAACACAGGUGUCAAAUGUCAAUGUUAAUGACAAUUCUCCAAGCCAGGAACAGCAGCAGCAGACGCCACAGUCUCCACCGCCCAAAUCUCCCCCACCUAUAUCGCCUAAGCCUGUGGGACUGAACGGAUUCAAACUGGCAAAGAAGCAGUUAAAACGCUCCGAGUCCUUCAAGACCAAGGUAGAAAUGGAGAAGGGGAAGAUGCUCAACAAAAUGAACGCUGAGAAGAAAAGUAAAAUCAUUCAGGAGCCCGUUUCGUCCAGUAAGAAUAUAAUACACGAGACGGUGGAAAAAACAACAAUUAGCCCCGUGAAACAGAAACUUAAAAUUUCUGUUGCCCCAAUUCCAAAAGCUCCUACCGACGACAACGGUCCACCAAAAGCUGCUUUUGAUGAAGACGAUGAGGGAGCCGGUCUAAGUCCUGAUCUUCCUGGAGAAGAGCCACCUCCGCCCCCAGACAACAUAGCAUUUAUGAUCACUAACACCAAGGUACAGGCCUUGUCUAGUGGCGAGUACCAGGAACUGGUCAAUGCCAAGAAGGGAAGUGUCCAGACAGUAACUGUAGGCGGUGCGUCAAACCAAGGGAACACCUCAUCGGGUCCCAGUUUUCCACAGGAUAAUGGAUUUAACAAGAAGCCCGUCAUUAUCAUUUUUGAUGAGCCCAUGGAUAUCCGCUCCGCUUACAAGCGCCUGUCCACCAUAUUCGAAUGUGAGGAGGAACUGGACAGGAUGCUGUCUGCAGAGCGCAUUGACGAGGAGAGCGAGGAGUCGGACACGGAGAGAAGUAGUGGGCUGGAGGAAAAAGCUGGAGGGACCAACAUGGAUGAUGGCAAAAAGGUCAGCUCCUCACACGGCACUGCUGACCAUGUCAGCCUAUCGUCUUCUUCUUCGUCGUCAAUAUCUGAACUCACUGACGGUGGAAACGUGGAGGAUGCCAAGCAGGACAGUAAAAAGAAGUUCAAGUUUAAGUUCCCUAAGAAGCAGCUGGCAGCGCUGACCCAGGCCAUCCGCACGGGUACCAAAUCAGGCAAGAAGACUCUUCAGGUGGUUGUGUAUGAAGAUGAGGAGGAGUCCGACGGUACCGUCAAGCAGCACAAAGAGGCAAAGAGAUUUGAGAUUGCACGCUCCAAAUCCUUAGCAGAGCCUCCAAAGGUGACAAGUUCGGCUGUGUUGAAGAAGCAGAACUCCGAGUCUCACUACAGAACAGACGAGAUCCGGAAGAACACCUACAAGACACUGGACAGUCUGGAGCAGACCAUCAAGCAGUUGGAGACCACCAUUAAUGAGAUGGGACCACGCUCCCCUGAGGAGCCAGUCUCUAUGGAGGAAGCUUUGGCAGGGAAUGGGACAGGCUCAGACGGAGCGGGGCUAAAGAGGUCUUCCUCUCUCCCCACCUCCAGAGGGUUAGGCCCUAAGGUACCCAGCAAAAAUUCAUUGCAGCAGAAGACUAAACCUCAGCUCCUUCCUCGUCCUGUAGUCGUCCCUACCACUACCACUGCUACCACCGCCACUCUCCCCAGUGUCCCCAGCACCGUACAACAGAUCCCCUUGCAGAACACCAGUGUCGCUUCCCCUACUAGUCGGAUGCCCGUCCCUUUGUCUGCGAAGUCCAGGCAGUCACCGGGUACUACUGACAAAGCAGGAAAACAGCAAAAACUGCAGGACGCUCAGAGGCAGUUCCGACAGGCUAACGGAAGUGCUAAAAGAGUGGGAGGGGAUCAUAAAGCUACUUCCCCAACUAUUCCCGUCUCUAAAAUCCCUGCUUUUUAUCCUAGCACUAAUAAAGGCAGUCCCCAGUCUGCACAAAACUCAGAUGCUACUAAUCCCAUUAACCCUUCCUCCUCCUCUUCCUCCUCCUCUUCCUCCUCCUCCUCCUCACCUGUGACAAAGUCAUCCAUCCUGUCCUCUCAAGCUCCUCGCUCCGGUACCCUACCCUCCUCCCACAUCCCCUCCCUGUCUAACGGAUCCCUCAAACUCCCCGCGCCCUCACAGCACACAGGUAAAGCUCUCUCGUUCUCCUCGCAGACUCAGAAUGGUCGAGUGCACUCCUCCUCUUCAUUCUCCUCCUCCUCAUCCUCCUCCUCCUCCUCCCCCUCCCCUCUGUCGCCCACACCUUUGGGCCCAGGUGGAAAGAGCAUCCGCACCAUACACACCCCCAGCUUCACCAGCUACAGGUCCCACAACGGCAACAGCGGCAAAUCCUGCAUCCCGACAACCACGUCAGCUAAGGACACAGCUUAGCCCCAUUAUCGCCCCUCUGGUUUUACUGCAUAGCAGGUAGACUCGGUCAUGUUUUUAUUAUUUUAAAUCAUUUUGGUUUGUUUUCACUAUUCUUAUUUUUAUUUUUUGAAUGUUUUUGUAAAAAUAUUAAGUGAUGCACUCUCCCGAUUCAUGUUCUCUUAGACACUGGCAUUCUCACAACAAUGCUUUUUUUUGGAUCAUACUUACUUAGAUUCUCUCUUGAAGGUGUACAAGAUGUUUGAAAAGAUUUUACAACUUGAGCUAAAAAGAAGAAAAAAACAAACUAUUUAGUGUCACCACUUUGUAGAUAAAGUGGAAGGCUUUCGUGGUGUUGAAAAUCUAUUUUUCUUGCUGUAGCUAUGAAUAGGGACUAUAAAGUUGAUGUACAAUCAUAAAGUACCGCGUAAAAAUUGUGGUUUAUUUUUCAAACCAGAGAUUGAAUAACCAUAGUCUAUUUAAUCUUCUAUAUUUCUUGUGUUUGUCAGACAUUGAUCGGUCUUGUAAAUGCCUUUUUUGAAUGUAUACGCGAUGUAUACGGACAUUUUAAAAUAGAACUCACAAUGAACUUUUUUUAUUUUUCCUGACAGAAUUUUCCUAAUUUUCUCUGUCAACUUAUUUUACAGAUCUAUACAAGCGGUAUCACGAGUAAUACAAGUUUUCAUUUUAGUGUGCCUCUUUGCCAAAAAUUGUUGUACAAUGACUCACUUCAAGCCUAAUUCAGUCACAAGAUUUAGAGGAAUUUACAUGCACUCUUUCGGUUGAAGUGUUGAUACUGGUCUUAGUUUGUUUUCAUUCUCUAAAUGUAAACUGUACUUAAACAUAGAUAAUGAACCCCGUUCUCCCACGUGUACAUAGACGCUUCUACUAAGGAAAUAGGUAGUUUUGUUAACAAACCAAAGUUUAUUUGUAUGCAUGCCUUUCAGAUACUUUAGGAGAGUGGUGUAAAAGAAGAAUUACGUUUGCACAGAUAGGUUUUGUAAAUAUUUGGUUUCUUCUCCUUUUUUUUUGUAAAGCUUUAAAUCAUACUUUAAAAGAGCAAUGUGGUUGAAAAAAACGAGUACAAUUGUGUUGGAGUAGCAAAAAUAAAGAAUUGCAUGCUUGUAAGGCG